Messenger RNA from Syzygium oleosum, 1782 nucleotides. RefSeq lists its product as uncharacterized. NCBI's taxonomy places the organism in Eukaryota, Viridiplantae, Streptophyta, Magnoliopsida, Myrtales, Myrtaceae. The transcript has 9 exons. Bases 1 to 1782 code for a protein of 593 amino acids. The record is from RefSeq and is a predicted model, not a curated record.
AUGGCAACUGAUAAAGCUUUCCAAGACGGUAAGAAACCAACUUUGUUUGAAGAGUACCUGAGGAUUAUGAAUCAAUCAAAAACUAAAGAGAUUCGCGAAGACCUAAUUUCAGAAGGUGCAGCAAUGGAUGAACCUUCCGAAGCCAGUUCCGAACUAAGUUUUUGGAAAGAUCACCAGAGGUUGAUAGAUCGAAAAACAAAAAGAGUCAUGCCAACAACAAUUGUCAUUGAAAAAUAUCGAUCUUUGUUUGAAGCCGCGACGAAAGCCCUCGUCACUGCUGCCAGUAGAGGAAGAAUAAGGAUGGUAAAGGCAUUACUAGACAAGGUUGAUCAUGAUCCUGAAAGUGUUACCACUGCCCUGUUGGAUGCUAUUACUAGGUCUCCUAUGGAAAGGGAGUUUAUUUGGUACCUCACUGGGCGUACUACAUCCACCCCCGAUAGUGAUACCAUGGGCUGGCUUAUUGUGACUGGCCAUUUAGACAUAGCCUUGUAUUUAGCUCGCAAGUACCCCGGUUUAGCGACAACCAAAGAUGGUGCAAAUGAGUGUCCAUUGGAAGACUUGGCGGUUAUGAAGUUUCACUUUCAUAGUGGAGCUAGACUCAAUUUUUGGGAAAAUUUUAUCUACAAAUGUAUUCCUUUAUGCUUGGUCAACACAUCAUAUGACAACUCCAAACACACAAAGACGACUCGAGCACUUCAGCAAUUCAAAAUGUCACUCUGGAAUCUUGCCACAAAACCAGCACCUUUCAUUAAAAGGAUUGGAGAAUCGAAGUUGAGGCACAAAUGCUCACUUAAGUUAGCAAAUCUAGCUCUUAUCAAGAAUAAGUCUCGUAUGACUACUCCCGAAAAUCUCGAGUAUCUAUUGACUUCAGGCAUUGUCCUUGAUGCUACAUCUCGCGGAAUCUCUGAAAUUGUCAAUUUAUGUAUUGUGCAUUUUCCGGAGUUGAUGUGGGAUGAAAGAUUCAUAAGAAAACUGAUGAAAGAAGCUGUGAAGGGACGACAUGUUGAAUUGUUUCUGCUAGUGAGGGCACACUACAUUCCACAAUUAACACCCGAUUAUUGGAUGAAAUUCGGUCUAAUGAAGGCUGUCACCAAAUGGUCACCAAGAUGUGAAUCCCCAGAUGUCUCAGGAGCAGCUUUUCUAAUGCAAAGGGAACUUCAAUGGUUUAAGGUACUGGAAGAUAGCAGCAUUCCUUGUAUAAAAAGUCUGAAAUGGCAAGAAGAAAAGAGGACAUACUGGGAAAAUAUUGUAGAAAAACGUUGUAAUUUGGUCAAAGAGGCAGGGGUUUGGAUGAAGGAUACAUCAAAAUCUUGUAGCCUCGUUGUGACUCUUAUCAUUACCAUAGCUUUCACAGCGAUUUUUACAGUACCUGGAGGCAACAACGAUAGUACAGGGAACCCAAUCUUUCUAAAGAAUGGUUCGUUCAUGGUAUUCGCGGUUGCAGACGCUUUUGCUCUCUUCUCCUCUGUCACUGCCACCUUGAUGUUCUUGGCUAUCUUAACUUCACGCUAUGCAAUCGAAGAUUUUCUCCUGUCACUGCCGAGAAAAAUGAUACUGGGCCUCACUUUUCUAUUCCUCUCUUUGGCGUUUAUGCUGGUGGCAUUCAGCUCUGCUCUUACAGUCAUCUUAAGCGAAAAGUGGAAGUGGAUUUACAUCCCAAUUAUUUUGCUGGCAACCCUCCCUCUCAUAUUGUUCGCAAUCCUAAACCUACCCUUAUAUGUUCAAAUGGUUGAGUCCACCUAUCGGCCUCGCCUUUACUGUUCCGUGAUGUUUGGAAAGUGA